AUGCGUACCUCAAUUGUUGCCCUCUCCGCUCUGGCCACUGCUGCCAUGGGUGCCAACUCGACUUACUCUUAUACCUUCCCCGCUGGUUGGGACAUCGCCCAGGUCGAGAAGGGUGAUCUGAGCGCUUGGUGCUCCGGUCAGCGCAACACCUGCCCCGAGAUCUGCCAGAAGGGCACUAAGCUCAACUCUUGUGAUCCCGCCACUCUCAAGUUCAGCUGUGUCUGCACUGACGACUCUGCCCCCGACGUGUCCGAGUACAUCCAGACCGUCCCCUUCUACGUCUGCCAGGACGCCUACGGCCAGUGCAUCAGAUCGCACCCCGAUGACGCUGAGGGCCAGCGCGCUUGCAAGAAGGCCAUGAACUGCGGUACCAAGAACGCCAGCGAGACCAGCACUACCUCCUCUUCUUCCACUUCCGCUAGCGCCAGCACCACUCUGGCCGUGUCUACCUCCACUGACUCGUCUGCUUCCGCGACCUCGUCCGCGGCUGCUGCCGGCACCUCCACCAACGCCGCCGCCGUGCUCGGCGAUAUGACCCAGUACUCUACUGGUCUCAUGGCUGGCCUCAUGUUCGUGGCUGCUCGCAUGGUCCUGUAA
This is a messenger RNA of Penicillium brevicompactum, 597 nucleotides long. RefSeq lists its product as uncharacterized. The record is from RefSeq and is a predicted model, not a curated record. The transcript is spliced from 3 exons. The coding region runs from base 1 to 597 and encodes 198 amino acids. NCBI's taxonomy places the organism in Eukaryota, Fungi, Ascomycota, Eurotiomycetes, Eurotiales, Aspergillaceae.